GUUAACAGGAGGCACUGCCUGGGCCCUAGCAGCACUCGAUUCUAUCAAGGGAAUGUGUGUUGGAGAACUGUCCAAAAAUGAGAGCUACUGGGUAGUUGACAACUCUACAGGAGAGGUUGCUCUUCCAGAAGAGUUAGAUGUCAUCCAGUGCCCUAAUGAUUACAGCAGCAAUGGUGUAUGUACUAGAAAUAAUGGUACUAGUACCUGUGAAUGUUACCCAGGGUAUGUGUCAAGUGACUGUUCUAUCAGCAGGGAUACUAUUCCUGACUUAUAUUAUAUGCCAACAAAUGGGCUUUGUGACAUAUCUCAGCGGCCAUGUCUUGAAACUCCAGUUUAUGGAGGUCCAUUUGUACAGUCAUCAAGCCUGUCUUGUAAAAUAGAACAUCUCACGGCAUCUGGUGUGAUUACUGAAUAUAACGAUGCAGAGUUCGUACAUGAAGAAGAGGUGAUCUGCCCAUUCCCAAAAUCACGUCUAAAGAGGAGUGAUAUCAGUAGUGAUGAAGUGAUCAAGGUUUACAAUAUCAGCAUCAGUAACAGUGGUACCAACUACAGUCAUCCUCUGAAAGUGGCUGUGUAUGACUCUAAAUGCUACAAAUGUGAUGGGCCAUCACAAUGCCAGUUAAAGAAUGGAACAUGUAGUAUAAAUGGUCAAUGCUAUAAUUAUGAGGAACAAAACCCCAGUGAUGCCUGCCAAAUCUGUAAUCCUAAUGUCACUACUAGUGAUUGGUAUCUUCAGCCCAGUACCUGCACCAUUGACAACCAGUGUUACACAGAUGGUCAAGAAAAGACAGGGUCUUUUUGCCAUGUUUGUUCUUCAGAUAAGAACAGAAAUUCUUGGGAUAUUAAGGCAACCAAUAGCUACCACCAGCUGAUCGUUAUUCAUAUUAAUUUCCCAUUGAAAUUGGACUGUUUUUACUUACUUAAAGAUAAAAUUUAG
Molecule: messenger RNA, 937 nt
Organism: Lingula anatina
Lineage: Eukaryota; Metazoa; Brachiopoda; Lingulata; Lingulida; Lingulidae
Product: von Willebrand factor D and EGF domain-containing protein-like
Source: RefSeq, a predicted model, not a curated record